This is a messenger RNA of Cordyceps militaris CM01, 1212 nucleotides long. Its product is annotated as FAD dependent oxidoreductase. Gene Ontology annotation, molecular function: FAD binding. The transcript has 2 exons. NCBI's taxonomy places the organism in Eukaryota, Fungi, Ascomycota, Sordariomycetes, Hypocreales, Cordycipitaceae. The coding region runs from base 1 to 1212 and encodes 403 amino acids. The record is from RefSeq and is a predicted model, not a curated record.
AUGGACAAGCCCGUCCUCAUCAUCGGCGCCGGCGUCGUUGGCCUGUCAUUGGCGCACGGCCUCAAAAAGAAUGGCAUCCCGUUUGAAAUCUACGAACGCGACGAGCACAUUGACGCCCGCCCGCACGGCUGGGCCAUUACCCUGCACUGGGCGCUGCCGUUUCUGGAGGAGCUCCUCGACCCGGCGACCAUGGCGGCGCUCGACGGCGUCCAGGUCGACCCGAGCGUCGGCCGCCACGACACGGGCAACUUUGUCUUCCUCAACCUCGCCACGCUCGAGCCCAAGUUCCACAUCCCGCCCAACCACCGGCGCCGCGUGAACCGCGAGAAGCUGCGCAAGCUGCUGCUGCGCGACGUGGCGGCGCACGUCCGCUGGGGCAAGCGUCUCGACCGCGUCGACGUCGACGACGGCGGCGGCGGCGGCGUGCGCGCCGUCUUUGCCGACGGCACCGCCGCCGACGGCAGCCUGCUCGUCGGCAUCGAGGGCGCCAACUCGCGCACGCGCCAGUUCCUGCUGCCCGACGCCUACCGCAACCACCAGCUGCCCGCGCGCCUGCUCGGCGCCGGCCUCACGCUGUCCGCCGCCGACGCCGCCCCGCUGCUCGCCAUCGACCCCCUGCUCUUCCAGGGCUGCCACCCGGACACGGGCAACUACCUGUGGAUCUCGCUGCUCGACAGCCCCGAGAUCAACGGCACGCGCGGCACCGCACGCGAGACGUACCGCUUCCAGGUCAUCCAGUCCUGGCUCGCCAAGACGCCCGAGGACGAGGUGCCCGCCGCCGAUGCGGACCGUAUUGCCGUCAUGAAACGCCGCGCCGACGAGUUUCACCCCACGCUGAGGGACGUCGUCCGCAGGCUGACGGUCGAGGACGCCGAGGUCACCGAGAUUCUGCUGCAGGACUGGCCCUGCCAGCCCUGGGACAACCGUGGCGGCCGCGUCACGCUCGCGGGCGACGCCGCGCACGCCAUGACCAUGUACCGCGGGGAGGCUGCCAACCACGGCCUGCUCGACGCCCGCAACCUGUACCGCGCGCUCGCGUCUGUCGCGGCCGGUACCGUCUCGCUCAAGGACGCUAUUAACGGAUACGACGCUGAGAUGCUGGAGCGCACUAACCCGGCUGCCUUGCUUAGCCGGCAGGCGUGUCUGGAUGCUCACGACUUUCAUUGUCUUAACAAGGACUCGCCGGUUCUAAAGCGACGAGCUAUUAAGUGA